ACAUAUAUUUCCGAGAGUGGAAGAAAUUAUUGCUUCUUUUGCUAUCCGUAUGGACUUAUCUAAGGCUUUUGACUGUCUCCCUCACAACCUCAUUCUGCUCAAACUAAAAUCUUAUGGUAUCUCUCCACCUGUCGUAGAUCUACUACAUAGCUACCUAUCUUGUAGGAAACAGUGUGUCAAAAUUGGCCAAAAUAUAAGUUCCUUUCUUGAUAUUUUCAAAGGGGUACCGCAGGGUUCUAUACUCGGACCAGUAAUGUUUAUAUUUUCAUCAAUGAUAUUUUUUAUUUUGUCAAAGACUCAGCUUUGUAGAACUAUGCGGAUGACAACACUCUAUCCCAUUUUGAUUUUGUUUUAGACAAUCUAAUAAAUACACUUCAAAGGGAGAGUGGCAUUCUCAUGGACUGGUUUUCAGCAAACAAAAUGCAGGCGAACCCAGAAAAAUUUCAAGCAAUCUCUCUCGGUAGAAAGACACAUGAUAAAAACAUAACUUUUAACUUAAAUGGUACAACUAUUGCCUGCGUGGAAGAAGUGAAGCUGCUUGGUGUCACUAUUGAUUUCAAUAUGAAUUUUAAUUCCCAUAUUUCAAAUAUUUGUAAGAAAGCAGCUCGUCAAUUAAAUGUAAUAAAGCGUAUAGGCAAACAUCUUUGUAGGUUGGGCAAACUCACUAUCUACCAUUCCGUUAUCAUGUCAAACUUUGGUUAUUGUCCUCUGGUAUGGCACUUUUGUAGUGAACAAAAUUGUAAAAAAAAAAAAAAAAAAAAAAAAAAAAAUAAAUUAAAAAUUCAAGAACGAGCCCUAAGAUUUAUUUAUGAAGACCAUACUAGUACAUAUAAUCAACUAUUAGAUAAAUCAAAUCUGUCCUCACUGAAAACCAGGGGUAUGAGAGCCAUGGCCCUUGAAGUUUUUAAAAUUAUAAAUAAACAAAGUUCAUUGUUCCUACAAGACUUGGUCCAGCUAAGAAACGCGAGGUAUAAUUUCAGAAACCAAAAGACAUUGGAACUUCCAAGACCAAGAACAACUAGAGGAAAGCACAAGAUGUUUACCUGUUGGAAUUUUUUCUUUCUUCUGGUUGGAAUUUCGAAUUUUGUUGAUGCGCAAAGACCAGAUAUUGUGGAUGAAAUUUUACCCGAGGUGAAACAAAAAAAUCAGAUUGGGUACUUGAACUGUACAGUAGUCAACAAGGGUUCUGAAUCAGUGGUACAAUGGACAAAGUCUGAGACUGUGAAUGGAGGAAAUCCAAUUUUGCUCAGUGAGGAUGAUAAAAUAGUAUAUCAAGGUAACGAUCAAGGCAUUAAUGAAGAUUCGGGGCUGAAAAAAUAUGAUAUACAGAGUCGAACAAAUGGACGUCGAAUUACAUACAUGUUGGUAAUUCGUUAUUUAGCAGAGGAGGAUGCUGGAGAUUAUCUGUGUACUAUCAAAAUUCAAGGUGUGGAGUGGCCCGAGUGGCCCAAAAAGAUUGGAAAACUCACAGUGCAGAUUGCUCCCCAAAUCCAGCCUAGCAUUAACUCGAUUUACGAACAGAACAUUGGAACUUCCCUUCAGCUGAACUGUGAGUCUCAUGGCAAUCCAUACCCAAACAUUACAUGGAAGAGGGAGGAUGGACAGGAACUACCAUUGGGAGGAUUCCAGUCAAGGGGGGCACAGCUGAACUUAACAGACAUCCAAAGAAAUGAUCGUGGUAACUACAUCUGUGUGGCUGACAAUAAUGUCAAACCUCCAGACAACUUCAAAGUGGAACUCAUCGUCUUUUUUGCACCGUCAUGUAGGCCUGUACAGUCUUCAGUGGGCCAGGCACAAAACAGAAGGUUUAAUGCCAAGCUAGAGUGUAUUGUUGCAGGAUAUCCCCAGCCAAGUAUGGUUUGGAUGAAGGAAGGUGAGAAUGGAAAACGCAUUGAUAUUCAGGACGAUGAUAAAUAUGACAUCACCAAACAGUUUAGCAGUCAGCUUCAGAAUGACGAGUUCUGGUAUACACUUCUUGUGAAGAAUGUUCAGGCUAAAGACUACACUAAAUACUUUUGCGUUGGAAAUAACAGAUAUGGGAGUGGAGAAACGAAUAUCGUUUUGUUUGAAACAAUGGAGUGUCAAGGGUCCAAUUGUCCCAGUGCUGGGGGCUCAGGGACAUCAGGACUUGAGGCCUCCUUGUCCUCCAUUCUCCUCCUGGGACUGCUUUCUCUUUUCCUGAUCUGAAAGUUGUAACUGCAAAACAGCAUGUAGAAGUGAAGUAGUGAACCAUUGAAGGGGAAGCACUCCGUCAUGAUACACUUGAAAGUCAAUACUAUGCUUCUGUAUGUAUAAAGUUAAAACUUGAUUUAUUCAUAUUUUUAGAAAUAGUGUGAUGAGAAUUUCUGUUUUAUCAAAAUUUAAUGACUAGUCUUUGAUUUAAAGGCGCUUAAUGGUGAUAACUAUAUAUCAACUACUCCCUGUAUUUACAAUUUAUUUUGGGAAGUGAAGCUUUAAUCAAAUGUUAUUAGUAUGUAAAUAGACAUCUAUGCCAUGUAUGUGUCAAUUAAGUGCCAUUGAAGGGAUAGCUAUAUUUGUAUAUUUACCUGUAGUAAAUUAAUGUAGAUUUGAAUUCACUGAUGACAAUUUGUAUAGUACAAAAAUAUACUUGGAGGAAAGGACAGCCCCCUGAGUUUCUGUGAGUGUGUACACAUUUCUUGAGAUAUGUGUGAAUUUAUAUAAAUGAUCAUAAAUUAUACUUAUCUCGGCGUUUGGACUAGUUAUAUAAAUGAUUGUGAAUCAGACUCAUUCCAGAGUUUAUUAAUACAAGUGAGGGUAUUUAUGUAAUGUGAUAUGCUCUUGGUUUUUUCACCAAAGAUUUCAUGGAUUCUUUAAUGUAUAUAUAAGUUAUAUUUAUUUGUAAUUAAAAACUCUGUACAGACUAGUACUUUUAAAAGCGACAUCUCUUAGGAAAUAAUUAAUAGCCGCCAUCAGCUGCAAACUAGCUCAGACAUUUUGAAUUCCGUGUAUUGAAGCAUAACAAAUUGAUAAUAAUGCAAACCUUUCUGCUAUAAAGGAAUGCCAGACUCACAGGGAGUGAAUAAUAAUGGCUAAUUCUGUCAUGUUCAUGGUGAUAUAUUGGUUGACAAGUAUGAUUAUGAGAAAUCCCUUCAGUGUAUCUUUAGUAUGUCUGAAGUAACACAUGCAAUUAUGAGUAUUAUUCAUAGGUGCCUCACAUUAAAAUAUCUUGAACAGAUGUUUGUUUUAAUUAAAGUGUUAAUUUUAUGAAAUUUUACACUGGUAUUUUAAUGUGGAGUACAAAUGUACCUUGUUGGUAGAUUUCCUCUAGUUAUUUCCUAGUCAUGUGAUAACCAAAUUGUAAGGGAUGCCACGAAAAUAUAGUGAAAAGAUGUUGUUUUUUGGAAGUGAUAAAAUUCAAAUAUUUGGUAUCAUUGUGACUACCCUUUAUAUUUGUAUGUCUGUACGGUUAUGAGUGGAUGAAACAUUAUUUUAUCCUUGAAAUUUAUAUCAAUCAUCUUGAAUGUGUUGUUUAUUACUCAUUGGAAAAGGCCAAUUUGUAAAUAUGAUAAAAUUGAUAGAUUUCAUACAUGUAUCUACAAAUGUAUAGAUUUUUAAAUUUUUUACUAAUUGUUCUUAAGCUUUUACAGAUGAUCUGUGUCAGAUGGAAUGAAAGUUUAGCAUAUACUUGUAAACAUACUUGUACAUAUUAAUUAGCAUCAUUCGAAAUUUCAAUCAUGAUAUGAAUGCCUGGAGUGGCCAUCCUUGUGAUGGUUGUAAUGAAUGAAUUCAGCUGUAAAUCUUAUGCAUGUAUUUUCAGACUGAAAUAAAGGCUCAUUUCUGUAAUCUGAAGUUUUCAGAUUGAAAUACAUGUAUUAGCUUUUGGUGCACACAAACAAACCAGAAAAGUAUUCACUUGUUGAAUUAAUUCAUGAAAUUGUAAACAGGAUUUGGACUGACAUUGUCAGAAACAAAUAUCAAAAGACAGAUAUCAUACUAGUAUUGUAUCCUUUAUACAAUGAUUAUUUUAAUCUAAAAUUAUUUCUUUUUAAAUAAUCAGGUUUUGUUGCAUAUUCGGUCAUUUGGAUGAGACUGGUACUCUAAUUUCUGCUCUGAAUGUUUUUAAGGUAGUACUCUACAUCGUCAUAAUGGCUGACUUCCUUUAAAAACAUGGAUGAAAAAAUCGAUAUCAGCAAUAUUGGACUUUUCCUUUUCCAUUUAAACACCUAGCCGAGUAGCUCAGUAGGUUAGAAUACCGACUGAUGAACUGUAGGUCGCAGGUUCGAGUCCAGCAGGGGUUUUAAAUUUUUUUCAGAUUACCUUCUACUAAAACUGUAUUUUUUGACAAAAUAAAGUAAAUUUGAAAAUUAUCAACUUCAAAAUAUUGUUGUACAUAUUCUCCACUUUUCAUCUACAUCAAAUUUCUCUGGUGUAGCGUACCUCCUUAAUGUGAUUUAUACAUAUACAUAUAUACAUUAUAUGAGCAAUUUUAUCCUAUGUUUGUAUUUCUUACCCAUGAUUUUGGUAUAUUAUGUAUGCAAUAAACUUGAACAUUAAUAACAAUCA
Messenger RNA from Ostrea edulis (European flat oyster), 4524 nucleotides. RefSeq names its product lachesin-like. The transcript has 9 exons. The record is from RefSeq and is a predicted model, not a curated record. Lineage: Eukaryota; Metazoa; Mollusca; Bivalvia; Ostreida; Ostreidae. The coding region runs from base 397 to 2187 and encodes 596 amino acids. Gene Ontology annotation, cellular component: neuron projection.